GGGGUCCAACCAAUGCUCAUUAUCUUGAGUGUCACACCCUGGAGGCCAUAAUAGAACCGGUCCCGUAGAAGUAAGUGAACGAUUUACACCACAUUGUUUUAUACGGGAAACACCAUUGUUUUUUGGGUUUGCCCCUCCGUGGACAUUUACCUCCCUUUACCUUGGACUAUCUUAUUCCCUGUCUUUGGUGAACCUUAACUCCAAAUAUGCCCAAAACGGUCAAUGUACGCGUCACCACCUUGGACGCUGAGUUGGAGUUUGCCAUCCAGCAAAGCACCACCGGCAAACAGCUCUUCGACCAGGUUGUCAAAACUAUUGGUCUGCGAGAGAUCUGGUUCUUUGGUCUCCAGUACAUUGAUACCAAAGGAUACACAACCUGGUUGAAACUCAACAAGAGGGUCUUGAAUCAAGAUGUCAAAAAAGAAACGCCGGUUCAGUUCAAAUUUAGAGCGAAGUUUUUCCCAGAAGAUGUUUCAGAAGAACUAAUUUUGGAAGUCACACAGAGGAUGUUUUUCCUGCAAGUGAAGGAAGGCAUUCUGAGUGAUGAGAUAUACUGUCCACCGGAGACCUCCGUCCUGCUGGCUUCCUAUGCGUGUCAGGUCAAACAUCAAGGCAAGGAAGGUGUCGACCUGGCCAAUGAUACGCUCCUUCCCCAGAGAGUAAUUGAUCAACAUAACCUCACCAAAGAGCAGUGGUACGAACGCAUCGCAAACUGGUACGCAGAGCACAAAGGAAUGCUUGUAUGUGACGCCAUGUUGGAGUAUCUUAAAAUAGCACAAGAUUUGGAAAUGUAUGGUGUGAACUACUUUAAAAUUAAGAACAAGAAGGCCACCGUGCUGUUAUUAGGUGUGGAUGCCCUCGGACUCAAUGUGUAUGAAGAAAAUGAUAAAUUGACCCCAAAAAUAGGAUUCCCAUGGAGUGAAAUUAGCAAUAUCUCCUUUAACGACAAGAAAUUUAUCAUCAAACCUAUCGACAAGAAAGCACCUGACUUUGUGUUUUAUGUAGAGCGUCUUAGAAUAAACAAAAGAAUCCUUGCACUUUGUAUGGGAAAUCAUGAACUUUACAUGCGCCGUCGCAAGCCUGACACUAUUGAAGUGCAGCAAAUGAAGGCACAAGCCAAGGAGGAGAAAAUGGCAAAGGAGCUUGACGCACUACGACUACGAGAGGCAGAGGAUGCACAGCGACAAGCUGAGGAACAACGCCGCCUGGUGGAGGAAAAACUCAUCAUGAGGGAGGAACAACUCAGGAAGCGAGAGGAGGAACUCAAACUGCAGCAGGAUGAGCGUAUGGAGGUUGAGAGGAAGCUGAGUGAUAUGGCCUUGCUGUCAUCAGCUGUAGAAGAGAAACAGUCGAUGCUGGACGACACCACCAGACGCAUGGAAGACCUCGAGUCACGGCUUGAGAGUAUGAAGGAAAUGAGUGAAGCAGAAAAACAAAAAUUGGAGGAGGAAUUGAGGGAGAGAAUGGUUGAGCUGAGGGAGCAGAAUGAUGCCUAUCAAACACAACUGCAAGAGCAAGAGAAUCUCCAGAUAGAGAUUGAGGCAGCACGUGUCCAGGCUGAAGAGGAACGCCUUAUGCGCGAGGAGAAGGAACGUGAAUGGAGGGAGUCUGAACAGGCACGCAUCGACAUGGAAGAGAAACUAUUGCAGAUGAAGGAGUCUGACAGUGAAUCGGCUGAACUUGUUGGGGACCUUAAUGCUCCACGUCCAGAGGAGGACCGAGAUGUGUACCAAAAAUCUGAAAGCAAUAAGGACAGACUUGAGUCUCUGAGUGCAGAACUUGAGAGGGCAAAGAUUGACGGAAAAGAAACAACAAACGACAUCCUUCACACAGAGAAUGUCAAGCAGGGUCGUGACAAGUACAAGACACUAAAACAGAUCAGACAGGGCAACACCAAGAAGCGAGUGGACGAGUUUGAAAGUCUUUAAGACAUGCACCAUGCCAUGUCCUUUGUGAUUGAGCUUGGGUGUAGCGACACACUUGUAAUGUUGCUCGGCACUUGUCCAGAUACAGUUAUAUAUAGACUUAUGGGACAGAAAGGAAACGGCUACAUCUCCAGAACAAAUGUCUAUUUUUUACUUGAGAAUGUAUAAGAUUCAUAUCAGUUUGUUGCCAGUAUAUAUAUAAUAUAUAUAUAUAUCUGUAUGACAUUUAUAUGUAAGUAUAAGGGGAUGUGUUGGAAGUUGAAAAAUAUGGAGAUAAGUUUAACAAAAAAUACUAUUGAUAUUUCAGUUUCCUCUUAUGUAAAUAUUCUAGUAUAUAAAAGGUAUAUAGAGGUUUGCCAGUACAGUGGGUCACAGUGCACUGUGGGUGUGGUCAAGGUAUACUGUCUCUGAUCACUCCCCUACCUGUUUCCUUCUCUUUGCUUUCACUUCCUCCUACUACAAACUAUUAUGUAAAUUAGUUUUGAAUGCUAAACCUUGACAGAAUUAUUGUAUUUGUAUAAUCAUGCACUACUAUUUAAACAUUUUCUCCAGCUUCAAGUGUCUUGUUAUUUUCUAAUUUCUGUUAAUGCAAUUGGUUCACCUGAAUCCUCUUGGUCAAUGACUGUGUUCUUUGUCAUAUAGAGCAAAUUAUCGUGGAUAAUUCAUUAUUGUAUUAGGUAUUGAUAUAUCUUAUUUAAGUGUACUAGAUUACUUAUGAAAGUUGCAGAAAGCAUGAACAAAGUACGCUGUUCGGCCACAAUUUAAAAGGUUUAAAGAUCUUUAAAGUUUGCACCUGUAGCUUUGCUGGAACAAGAAUGACAGUGCAGAUAGAUCGAUUAAUUACUUAUACAUCUUAUUUUCUACGCUUAACAAAUCAUAUUUCUUACAAAUCUCCAUAUUUAAUCUUGGAUUACUCAAUAUAUAUUAAAUUUCAACAGGUCUUAAGUUUUUUUUGUAGAUAUCAAAAUAUUACAUAGAUACCAUGAUAAUAUAAAGUUUGUUGUAAGAAUUUUCUAUUGUACUAUGAAAACCAGUUAUACCGACCAGUUGUAUUUCAUAAGAAGUUGUGGGGACGCCUGUUGUAUGACAUUAGAGGUGGGGCACACUAUGAUGGCGUGUCACAAUGUCCAUUCCAGUAGAAUAGGGUUGAUAUUUAAUCAUGGGAAAUAUACUUAGAAAUGCAAGUUAAUUAUUCCCUGAUCCUGCUGAGACCAGAUUAUAGAAGACAACUUUCAAGCAUGAUAAAGAAAGUAAAACACCUACCCUAAUACCAUUUUCAUUAUUUAGUUAAAAUUAUACACAGAAAAUGUAUUCAAUUUAUUAUAUUUCUACUGUAAUAAUAUUACUUUUUUGUUAAUUUUUUAUGUGAUUGGAAAUUAAUUUGGUCAUGUAUUUACAUGUGUAUUUCAUUUUCAUGUUUUGGAUGGUAUCUUCGUCAUAGCUGAUAUUAUAUAUCUAUAUAUAGUUAGUAGCUUCCUUAUUUGAAAAGAACAAACCUUUUUACAUUAAUCAUCACCCUUGUUCUUUGUCCUCGUUGUUAUUAAAUAUCCCUUUUUUUUUUACAUGUCUUUAUUCUUUAUUUAGCUUUCAUAUAGCUGUUCAUUACUCAUAGAGCCUAAGCAGAGUGUAUAUGUUAUGUUGAAGGAACUAUUGGGUUAUACCAUGUUACCGUUUUCAGCUGUAAAAUACAGGACAGUCUAGUGCUAAAUUUAUAUUAAGGAGUCUACAGCCAUGAAACGGAACAAGAUAUCUUCAUUCCAAAACGGAGCUGUACAUAUGAAAGUGUAAAAGUGCAUGUAUCUAACAAAUUAUCUUAACUAUAUACUAUAACUUAUAACAGUUGCAGGUUGCUUACAGAUAUUAAUUACUGAAUUUUUGUAGGGGUAUUUUAUUUUAAAGUGGCAAUUAGUAUUUGCCUGAUGAAUUUGUGAUAAUGUUGAUUACAAAGUUGUUCUUUGAACGGCAGUUUAGUUGUAAUGGUUCACAGUUUUUGUAAUGAAAUCUGCAGGAAAUAGGAUUAUGAUGUAUAUGAACUCAUUCACCCCUGAAGACACAUUUGAACUCUUCCAAUUCAUAGGUUGGAAUAGUUCAUUAUUAAAUUUCAGGGGUGAAAGAGUUAAACCUCUUUACUUAUUAUUCAGCUGAUAUGAUAUGCAGUACUUAACAUUAAUAAGUUCUCAAUUGUUUGGCAUAUGUACUGACCACAUUUAGGUCUCGAUGAUAUAUUCAGUUUUAGAAAGUGCAGAGUAAUGUAUGGGAUGAAAACAAGUGCUUUAUCUGUGUGGUCACAGACAUCUUUGUUCAUUUUCAUUAAAGUAUCGGUGACAUCAUGUUCAGUUACAAUUAUCAUGAUAUGUAACACUAGGGGGAAAAUCUUGUGUUCAUGACCUGUGUGAAACCUUCCGUGAGUUUCUUGUUUAAUAGUGUCACAUUUCCUAGUGUCCCCCCCCCCCCCCCCCCCCCAUACUACACCUUGGUGAAAUCCAUUGCGGUGUUGUAUGAAGGAUAGGCUAGAAGUAAGCAUUGUCCAUUCAGUCAUUGUGAUAAUAGCUGCCAGCUAGAGAUGUCAAGUCCUUACAUUUUUUAUCAUUAUUAUUAUAUGACUGUCUUGGGUUGUGUAAGUCCAAAACAUAAUUGCCUGAUAUUAUCACGUGUAAUUAGCUAUGCAGUAUUGCUGGUUGUAAAAAGCUUCAACAAAAGUUCAACAUCCUUCCAUAAAAUUAUAUGUAAGGUCGAAUAGCAGGGAUAGAUUUAUGUUUAACAUAGUUAAUUUUGUUUUGUUUAUAAAUAAAAGGUAGUAAAUUGUGAUAACAGCCAACUUUAGUAUCUCAAGGCUGUGUGAAGUACCGAAGUAUCUUGCCUGCAUAUUUAUCUAUACUCACCUCAAACGACGAAGGCUUGUGGGAGUGACAAUGGAACUUUAUUUGUCAGCUAUUUAUGAUCGUCACAAAGGUGGACUCUGCAUGUUUUCUCUACUUACGUCUACUGAACUAUCACAAUAUCAGCUAAACCAUGGCCUGUCCAUUGAUGCAAAAAUGCUUGCUCCAAAUAGUAUUGUAGAUUAUAUUAUUAAUCUGAGAUGUCUCAUGGAAAACGUAUACCAUCUAUUAAAUGAAUAAUGAUAUGUAAUUGUCAAAAUAAAAUCAUUGGAGUAAUGGUA
This is a messenger RNA of Mizuhopecten yessoensis (Yesso scallop), 5085 nucleotides long. Its product is annotated as radixin-like. The transcript has 14 exons. Bases 207 to 1928 code for a protein of 573 amino acids. Gene Ontology annotation, biological process: positive regulation of early endosome to late endosome transport; regulation of cell shape; positive regulation of protein localization to early endosome. NCBI's taxonomy places the organism in Eukaryota, Metazoa, Mollusca, Bivalvia, Pectinida, Pectinidae. Gene Ontology annotation, molecular function: cell adhesion molecule binding; actin binding. Gene Ontology annotation, cellular component: cytoskeleton; adherens junction; microvillus. The record is from RefSeq and is a predicted model, not a curated record.